Molecule: messenger RNA, 351 nt
Organism: Knipowitschia caucasica
Lineage: Eukaryota; Metazoa; Chordata; Actinopteri; Gobiiformes; Gobiidae
Source: the annotation of a GenBank genome assembly
AUGCGGCUACGUGGAGCAGACCGAGCUACAGGACCGAGCUGCAGGACCGAGCUACAGGACCGAGCUGCAGGACCGAGCUACAGGACCGAGCUACAGGACCGAGCUGCAGGACCGAGCUACAGGACCGAGCUACAGGACCGAGCUGCAGGACCGAGCUACAGGACCGAGCUGCAGGACCGAGCUGCAGGACCGAGCUGCAGGACCGAGCUGCAGGACCGAGCUACAGGACCGAGCUGCAGGACCGAGCUACAGGACCGAGCUACAGGACCGAGCUGCAGGACCGCGCACCGCAGAUCAUCGCUGGACAACAUUGGAUCACACAAAGGCGCCCAACGAUCGAGGUAUGUGUAG